AUGUUGACCAGAAAAAUCACAGAAGAGAACGGAGGUGAUACUGAUAUAUCCCAUCGCCUGAGCCAAGUUGUUCUACGAAAACUUGAGAUAAUCGAAGGAGGGAAAAUAACACUGGCUCACCACACAAUCAACGUGGAACAGAACAUCAAGAAAGGGUUCGCAAUCGUUCUCAGUGUCAAGAAUUUUGUCACAACAGCCAUCUCAUCUAAUCCUCAUGCCUCAUUCGCUUGGGCCGGUGCCUUAGUGAUUUUACCGCUUCUCCAGAGGGCCGUCACUACACAGGAUGAUGCAAUCGAGGGCUUUAAUCAGAAGAACAGCCGCCUCUUCAAAAAUUUCACAGGAUCGGAUGAGUGGAAGAGUAAGCUUGCCAGUAUCAAUCAGCUUGCGGAAGAUAUUGGGAAAGACUUUCAAGUCAAGGACAAGAUCCAAUGGACUAAGAUAGACGCUAAGGUCACUGGAAUGGAACAAAAGUGGCAAACAAUACUGGCUGACUUGAGCGAGAUCCGCGAGAAGAUGGUCGAGAGUGAGCGUGUCCACCUUCAAGAUAGACUUGACAAACAACUAUAUGCCGAAGGGGCUGCUUUCAACUCGAACGAAAACCAGCAUGGAAAUACUCGAGUCGACCUUCUAGAGAACGUCCUUUCCUGGGCGCAUGCAGAAGGAAAUGAAAAUAUCUUUUGGCUCAAAGGUGUUGCUGGAACUGGAAAGUCAACCAUUGCUCAUACUGUUGCAUCUACACUUUUCAGUCAGGGUCACUUGGUAGCAAGUUUCUUCUUUGCUCGAGGUCUGGGAGAUCGUGGCCAUGAAAAGCUCUUCUUCACUUCAAUUGCAUUUCAGAUUGCUGAGCAAAAUGAGGAUGCGUGUCAUCAUAUCUGCACAGCAAUUGGUGUACAACCAGGAAUCAAGGACAAAGAUCUGAGUUUCCAAUGGGGGAAGUUGCUGUAUGAGCCGUUUGAAAAGAUGGAAAAAGGUAUUCAGCCUUUUCUUGUGAUCGAUGCUUUGGACGAAUGUGAGAGCAAAAAUCUUGAUGAAAUUAUCAAAAUUCUUACUCGCAUGAACAAAGAUAGUUCGGGAAAGAAUAUCUUCAAAAUUUUCAUAACGAGCAGACCUGAGACCGCCAUCCACUUUGGCUUUCAACAAGCUGAUAGCGCCGGCUUUUGCGAGUUAUUCCUGGAUAAAGUCUCUCGUGAUGUUGUCCAGCAGGAUAUUCGGGCCUUGAUUUAUUACCGCAUGCGGGAGAUCCGACAAAAGAAGAGAAUUCAAGAUAGCUGGCCAAAUGAGGAGCAAAUAUGUGUGCUUGUUGAAAGAGCAGACCGACUAUUCAUCUACGCUGCAACUAUCUGCCGAUAUCUUGAGAGCUCGCCCUAUCCCAUGCGCGGUCUCAAAACCAUGCUAGAUGCUGGGGGCUCUGCGUCCAGUCUAGAGGGAAUUGACAAGAUCUAUCUACAAGUUUUGAAGAGUUUUGUAAAGGACACUCCCAAAGAUUUUAUCGGUUUACUUUGGAAGAAUUUCAGAGAAAUCAUUGGAUCGAUUGUUGUCUUGUUUGAGCCCUUCAAUGUUGCUUCUCUGAGCGGACUGCUUGCCAUCGAUGAGUACGAAGUCUCAUCAACACUGGAGCCUCUAUAUUCAAUUCUGGAAAUUGGAACAAAUAUUGACCACCCCGUCAAUGUCUUCCAUUAG
This is a messenger RNA of Penicillium malachiteum, 1680 nucleotides long. RefSeq lists its product as uncharacterized. Bases 1 to 1680 code for a protein of 559 amino acids. NCBI's taxonomy places the organism in Eukaryota, Fungi, Ascomycota, Eurotiomycetes, Eurotiales, Aspergillaceae. The record is from RefSeq and is a predicted model, not a curated record. The transcript has 4 exons.